CAAAGUUUGACUGCGAGCGCACAACGCGUGCGUUAACAUCCGCAUAAUAAUAUCUCGCGAGAUGAGGGGGAAAAUUGCGUUUUGCUCGUCUAAAUCGAAUAACUACCGGCAAAGUUGCCGUUCGUUGCGCUGAAAAGCAGCUGACAGUUACGAACGCGCGCAGAGUCUCGGAAAUCUGUUUUCCCUCCUAGCGCAAUACAACGCGACGGGCCUCCCUGCACACCGCGAACUUCGAGACUAGAGAAUUCUGCCAUGUGCCCGUGGGCAUAUACGAGAAAGUCGCGCGCGCGAGAAGGGCUCUCGUCGACGGGAAACAAAAGCGAAAGAAGGAGAUGUAGCAGUAGAACAACGUCAGCAGUAGUCGACGUUGGAUAUGCGGGAUUUCACGGGACCUUGACUGCGCGGGUGUGUCGCGUCCCGGCUGAGGAUAAUAUCGUCGCAGCGGGUACGCCGUAAAGCCAGGGGCCCGCUGCACCGCAGCAGCCGCGAAAUUGCAGGAUGUCGGAUUCCGAGAGCAGCGGCGAGAGCAACGGCAUGACGAUGGUGGUGAAGGACGACGUGAAGCCCCUGCCGCUGAUCCGGAACACCGGGGACAGCGACAAGCUCGUGGAAUUCCAGAAGCUCCUGCGAUCAAUGAUAGACUCGCGGGGGGCCUCCCCCGACCACGACGAAGAGCAGGAGCAAGAGAUGAACAACAUACUGAAAAUUCCUACAGCGGAAACUACGGUGAUGGAGCCGACGGGCGACUUCCGUCUCGAGUAUCUCGGCAGUAUAGUGCAGAAGUCGCUGAAACUGAAGCCGGAAAAAUGGGGCCGACUACUGCUGACGGAGGACCACCGCAACGCGGUGCUGGACUUCUUGGACAACCCGGUGCCGGCCGCUCUCUUCGUCGUCCUCACGCCGAACGCCCAACUCAUACCCUCCUGCGGCUUUCCCAUCCCUUGCCAGAGGACCAAAGGUGUGUUUGCGAUAAAGAUGAAAAUCAUGGUGGUGCCGCGGGACAAGGACGCGUGCGCGGCUAUGCUGCUGACGGGCGACCUAUCGCACCGGGUGGUCGACGAACUGGCCACCAUAGUCGACAACAUCUUCGCGCCUCUGCUCUGUAAGCCCGACAACCACAAGGAGCUGCCGGGCGUCGCCGUGCAGGAUAUAUCGCGCCACGUGCACUCGCUCCGCGGGACCCUCUAUCAGGUCAAAGGCCAGGUGAACGGAAGGACGGUUCUGCCUAUGCCUGCCGGCCUCGAGAAAGUCGCGGAAGUCGAGCGAAUGAUCUCGGUCGAAGGACCCCAGGCAGUUGAUCUGUAUCUCAAGAGCGCCAUUGAGGGUGUGGUCAUCAAGUGGGCCUACCUGGUCAACGACGUCGUCACGCACGAGUCCAGCACGGCCUUCGACAACGGACAGAACCCCACUCCCUAUGUCGAGUUGGAGUACUGGUCGACUAGACUCGCCAAUUUGAGGAACAUAUUUGACCAGUUGCGGGAAGACAGGGUGCGGAAGAUGGCGGUAAUCCUGGAGAAGACCGACAGCGCGUACUACCCGUGUUUCCGCACGCUGUUUGCCAACGUCGUCUCCUCGCUCGCCGAGGCGAAAGAGAUAUCCCUGUAUCUGACACCCCUGGGCAAAUGCUUCAAGUCCGUGGAGGAAGUUGACUUUGCCGAGGCCAAGCCGAUCUGCAACUUGCUCAUCCAGGAGGCGAGGCGAUUCCUCGAUCCCACGCUGAUUUUCCAGAGCGACGUCGACGAGGCGCUGCAGCGCGUGCAAAUAUCCAAGGACGUGCUGGAGGAGUUCAAGAGACAGUUCGAUCUUCAGAAAAACAUGCCAGCGCUGAAGAAGGACACGCAGCCCUGGACUUUCAAUCCCAGUGCAGUUUUCGGUCGACUCAACGCUUUCUUGAAACGCCUGUCAGACAUCGAGUGGCUCUUCGACACUGUGCUCGAGUUCUCGAAGCUGGAAAAAAUCGAAGUCGGCGGCCUGAUGGGCAGAUCGCUGAGCAUACGUAUCGUCGCCGUGUACAAAGAAUUCCAGCAGCUCUUUCAGGCGUUCUCGACUCGUGCGACCGACGUUCUCGAGCCCGACGACGAGUCUUUCGUUCAAGACUGCGAGAAAUUCAGCGAGUCCAUUGUCGACCUCGACAGCAAGCUCGCUGCCAUACUCUGCCAGGGGUUCGAUGACUGCGGAAACUUGGAGAGUACUUUUAAGCUGAUCAAUAUCGCAGGUAGCGUACUAGAACGACCCGUGAUCCGCAAGCAGUUCACGAAUCGUUACUCCCGCAUCCUGGAGUUGAUGAACAACGAGCUGACUGUGAUCGAGAUACUGUUCAAUCGCGGACCUCGCGGAGCUAUGGUCGAUCUCCCACCGCUUGCGAGUGCACUGCAAUUUACCAACAUGCUGAAGCAGCGGAUCGAUCAGCCCAUACACGCUUUCAAGUCACUGCAGCAUCCGAUUAUCGAGACCGAGGAGGGAAAGAGCAUACUGGUGCGAUACGACAAGCUGGUGGAAAUGCUGAAAGAGAAGCAAAAGAUUUUGUUCCUCGAAUGGUCUAAAAUUGUUCCAGAAUUGGUGAAAGUGGGCUUGAACAGAUCGUUACUCAAGAGAGAUCAAGUCUCAAUGCUUAUAUUGAAUUUCGACCCCGAUUUAUUCGCUGUGUUGAAAGAAGUCAACUAUUUGAAGCAGAUGUGUUAUGACAACAUUCCGCAAGAAGCUUUAGAGGUAGCCGAAAUGUCGGAAACUUUUCGACAGUUUCGAACUUUGCUGACGACCACCGUCAACUUUUACAACGAAAUCCGCCGCACGUGUCGAAAAGUAGAAUUCAACUUGAUAGACAUGGAAAUAGCCCGGAUCGACUCCCUGAUUCAGAGAGGCCAGGAAGAACUGCGGUGGAACUCGGAGGGUCUCUUGGAGUACAUGUCGGAACUCGGAAGUCUGGUCGAGGACUUAUACAAGCGCGUCAAAGUGACGCAAGCUAACGUCGAGAAGAUUCGCAACAUCAUCGAGCCAUGGACGCGAAUGCCACUCAUCGAACGCAAGGAUCGCCGCAAGAACACACUGCUCUCUCUGGAGGAGCGAGGUGAACGCGUGGCCAAGCGGUACGCGGAGAUAUGCAGGGCAGCUGAACAGAUUCAAGAGCUGCUAACGGAAAAUAAAAAGCUCUUUGAGAUCAACGACGACAAGAGCGAGGCUUGGCAAGCGUACGUCAACUACGUGGACAAGAUCGUGGUCGAAUCUCUCCGCAAGGCUGUCGGCUGCUCGCUCAGUUACUUGGCCGAAAAUAUGGAUGCGACUAGUCAAAAUGAGCCGCUAUUAGAAGCCCGACUCGAGUUGAGAGAACCAGACCUGUAUUAUGUUCCAUCUUUGGAGCCAGAUGAUCCAGAUGGUCUGGAUCAGUUAGUGGCUGGUCUUCUAAAUGAUAUCAUUGGUAUGGCGACUCUGGUGGAAAGGCUCAAGUCCGAUACUGAAGGUUACGCGGAAGAACUUGAAAAGGACGAGGAUAUUUGCGCGAUGAAAAACGAAAUUCUUUCCGGAGUAACUAGAGCCGUUGAAGAGGCUACUGAUUUUUGCGGGAUUUUCGAAGGUUACGCAUAUCUCUGGCUAGAAGAUAGGAGUAUAGUGAUGCAGCAAUUUUUGGAUUAUAGUAGACAACUGUCUCUCGAUGAAAUGGACAUGAUUGUUGCUUUGGAUCCAAAAGCUCCCAAAAAGUGUUCUCCUAAGAUGGAACAGUUUAGGGAACAGAUAGAUCUCUAUGAAAGCCUUUACAAUGAGGUCGAAGAUAUGAGCACUUCAAAAAUAUUUUGCGUUUGGUUCAGAGUUGAUCUCAGGCCAUUCCGACAAUCUCUUUUAAACACGAUUUGUAAAUGGUCUAGUAUGUACAAAAAACAUUUGGUGGAACGGGUUACAACGAGCCUUUCCGACUUAGGAGCAUUUAUACGACUUGCUGACGAAGGACUGCUUCAACAGAUACAGCCAGGAGAUUAUGCUGGUCUUGUCAGCGUGAUGGGGUAUUUGAUGAAAGUUAAAGAAAGACAACCAAUCACGGAUGAAAUGUUCCAGCCUUUACAAGAAACUAUCGAACUCUUGAAAUUUUACGACCAAGACAUUCCAGAGGAAGUCAACGUUCUAUUACAAGAACUACCCGAUCAAUGGGCAAACACGAAAAAACUUGCAGUAACGGUAAAGCAGCAAGUUGCACCCCUACAAGCAGGUGAGGUUUCAAGAAUACGAGGUCGCAUAUCAGCUUUUGAUACAACAAUAGUGCAAUAUCGUGAGGCAUUUAGACGCUACGAGUUUUUUAAAUACGAUUGCAAGAACCCGUACACUCAACUAGAUGAGGCCCAUAAAGAAAUUGCCAUGUUGGAAAGGCAGAUGAAUGACAUUCAAGAAUCUGCUUCGCUUUUUGAAGUUUUAGUACCAGAAUUUAAACAGUUAAAACAGUGUAGAAAAGAAUUAAAAAUGCUCAAACAGCUAUGGGAUUAUGUAAAUAUAGUAAAAAGUAGCAUCGAAGGUUGGAAGACUACUCCGUGGAGAAAAAUUGACGUAGAAAAUAUGGACAUUGAAUGUAAAAAAUUUGCCAAAGAAAUAAGAGGUCUAGACAAAGAGAUGAGACCCUGGGAUACAUAUACGUCCCUUGAAGCAACUGUCAAAAAUAUGUUAACUUCUCUGAGGGCUGUAGCAGAACUUCAAAAUCCUGCAAUUCGUGAAAGACAUUGGCUCCAAUUGAUGAAAAGCACCAAGAAAUUGGGCAACAUGACUCCAGAAAUGACCGUGCGGUUCGUAAUGAAUGACUCGACCACCUUAGCUGAUUUACUGGAACUAAACUUACACGAUUGCGAAGAAGAAGUAAAGAAUAUUGUGGACAAAGCUGUAAAAGAAAUGUCGAUGGAAAAAUAUCUCAGAGAACUAAACGUUACAUGGUCGGGAAUGGAAUUUGAGAAGGAGCUGCAUCCAAGAACUGGUGCGAUAUUGUUAAGAGCGAGUGAAGAAUUAAUUGAAACUUUAGAAGAAAAUCAGGUUCAAUUACAAAAUCUUAUUACUUCCAAAUUCAUAGCACACUUUUUAGAAGAAGUGUCGUGCUGGCAAAAGAAAUUGAGUAUAGCUGAUCAAGUUACCACACUUUGGUUUGAAGUCCAGAGAACGUGGAUGCAUCUUGAGAGUAUUUUUAUGUCAUCUGAAGAUAUUAGAAAACAGCUACCAGUAGAUUCUGAACGAUUUGAUCGUAUCGAUCAGCAAUUUAAAGAAAUGACCCACGAAAUGGCAAAAACGCCUAACGUGGUCGAAGCCACGAAUAAAGACAACCUCGUUACUACUCUAGACAUUCUUCAAAAAGAAUUAGUUUUAUGUGAAAAAGCUUUGGCAGAGUAUUUAGAAACAAAAAGAUUAGCAUUCCCCAGAUUUUAUUUUGUUUCAUCAAGCGAUUUAUUGGAUAUUUUAUCAAACGGUAACCAGCCAGAAGUUGUUGCAAAACACUUAGUUAAAUUAUUCGAUUCAAUGGCAAGAAUGAAAUUUGACGACAGUCAAGGAAACGUAAAGCCGGAACGAAUUCUCGGUAUGUAUGCAAAAGAUGGCGAAUAUGUCCAAUUCGCAAACUGCGAAAUGGUUUGUGAAGGAGCAGUAGAAGUUUGGUUGAAUAGACUACAGAUGGCAAUGAGAGUUUCUAUACGACAUUACUUCAGCGAUGCUGUGGUUGCGUAUGAAGAAAAACCAAGAGAACAAUGGCUGUUUGACUAUCCUGCUCAAGUAUCUCUUUGUGGCACUCAAAUUUGGUGGACUACUGAAGUAAAUUUAGCUUUUGGUAGACUUGAAGAAGGCUAUGACAAUGCAUUAAAAGAUUAUUUAAAGAAACAAAUUGCUCAACUAAGUACAUUAAUUUCUUUGCUGCUUGGAGAACUCAGCAAGCAAGAUCGUCAGAAAGUAAUGACGAUUUGUACGAUCGAUGUACAUUCAAGAGACGUUGUUGCUAAACUUGUACAUGCAAAAGUUGAAACUGCCCAAGCUUUUCAGUGGCAAAGCCAGUUGAGACAUAGGUGGGAUGAAAAAGAGAAGGAUUGCUUCGCAAAUAUUUGUGAUGCUCAAUUUAGAUACUCUCAUGAAUAUUUAGGAAAUACUCCAAGAUUGGUGAUAACCCCUUUAACUGAUCGAUGCUAUAUCACCCUAACGCAAUCCCUUCAUCUCGUGAUGGGUGGAGGUCCAGCUGGUCCCGCGGGAACAGGAAAAACUGAAACUACUAAGGAUCUUGGGCGAGCGCUUGGCAUUAUGGUGUACGUGUUUAACUGCUCUGAGCAAAUGGAUUACAAAUCCUGUGGCAAUAUUUAUAAAGGUCUUGCACAAACUGGUGCUUGGGGAUGUUUCGAUGAGUUCAACAGAAUAUCAGUAGAAGUGCUCUCUGUAGUUGCUGUACAAGUCAAGUCUGUCCAAGAUGCUAUUAAAGACAAGAAAGAAAUUUUUAACUUUAUGGGCGAGAUGAUUGCUUUAGUUCCGACGGUUGGUAUUUUCAUCACGAUGAAUCCUGGUUAUGCCGGACGAACCGAACUUCCAGAAAACUUAAAAGCAUUAUUCAGGCCAUGUGCAAUGGUUGUUCCCGAUUUCGAAUUGAUUUGUGAAAUUAUGUUGGUGGCCGAAGGAUUCCAAGAAGCUCGUAUACUUGCUCGAAAAUUCAUUACUUUGUAUACCCUGUGCAAAGAACUUUUAUCCAAACAAGAUCAUUAUGAUUGGGGAUUGCGAGCUAUUAAAUCAGUUUUAGUAGUAGCUGGAAGCUUAAAACGAGGCGAUCCCGGUAGACCAGAGGAGGAAGUUCUUAUGCGAGCUUUGCGUGAUUUUAAUAUCCCAAAGGUUAUAUCUGACGAUUUACCAGUUUUUAUGGGUUUGAUUGCUGACCUUUUUCCAGCACUUGAUGUUCCUAGAAAAAGAGAUGUGGAAUUUGAAAAGACAGUGAAAGCCGCUGCUACGGAUCUUUCAUUACAGCCGGAAGAUGGUUUCAUUCUGAAAGUUGUCCAGCUCGAGGAGCUCCUUGAAGUGAGGCAUUCCGUGUUCAUAGUAGGUUCUGCUGGAUCGGGUAAAACCCAAGUUUGGAAAACGCUUUUUAGAACAUAUCAUAAUAUUAAAAGAAAGCCAAUUUUCAAUGAUCUCAAUCCAAAAGCUGUUACCAAUGACGAGCUUUUUGGUAUAAUAAACCCAGCUACUCGUGAAUGGAAGGAUGGUUUAUUUUCAGUUAUAAUGAGAGAGCAAGCUAAUCUUGGAGGAGAAAAUCCAAAAUGGAUAGUUUUGGAUGGUGAUAUCGACCCUAUGUGGAUUGAAUCAUUGAAUACUGUAAUGGACGACAACAAGGUUUUAACUCUCGCAAGUAAUGAGCGAAUCGCUUUAACACCAUCAAUGAGAUUAAUUUUUGAAAUUUCAAAUUUACGUACAGCUACCCCAGCGACUGUUUCCCGAGCAGGUAUUUUGUACAUUAAUCCUCAAGAUUUAGGAUGGAACCCCUACGUCACAAGUUGGAUUGAAACUAGAUCUUCGCAAUCUGAAAAAUCAAAUUUGGUUAUUUUAUUCGACAAAUAUAUUCCAUCUUGCUUGGAAACAUUACGAACAAGAUUUAAAAAAAUAACACCCAUUGUCGACAUGGCUCAUGUUGAAAUGCUGUGUCAUCUUUUAAGUUGCCUACUCACCCCAGAAUUGGUAUCAAAUGAUUUCUCGAAAGAUCACUACGAACUUUAUUUUGUCUUCGCUGCAGUUUGGGCAUUCGGCUCUGCUAUGUUUCAAGAUCAAGCCGUAGAUUACCGCGUAGAAUUUAGUAAAUGGUGGACAAAUGAAUUCAAACAAGUAAAGUUCCCAGCUCAAGGGACAGUUUUCGAUUAUUACAUAGAUCCAGAAACAAAGAAUUUUCUUCCCUGGACAGAACGUUUACCUAAAUUUGAGCUGGAUCCAGAUGUACCUUUGCAAGCAGUAUUAGUUUACACAGCAGAAUCAAUAAGAAUUAGAUACUUUUUGGAUCUUCUCAUGGCGGAAAAACAUCCGGUUAUGUUAGUUGGCCCAGCUGGGUGUGGAAAAACCGUUUUGGUGGCGGAAAAACUUUUACAACUUUCUGAGAACUAUGCAGUCACGAACGUUCCGUUUAAUUUUUACACCACGUCAGAAAUGUUGCAAAAAAUUUUAGAGAAACCUUUGGAGAAAAAAGCUGGUCGUAAUUAUGGCCCACCAGGAAAUAAAACUUUAGUUUACUUUGUCGACGACAUGAACAUGCCCGAAGUCGAUACGUAUGGUACAGUUCAACCUCAUACACUUAUAAGACAACAUUUAGAUUAUAGUCACUGGUACGAUAGGACAAAGUUGGCUUUGAAAGAGAUUCACAACUGUCAAUAUGUGAGUUGCAUGAAUCCAACAUCAGGUUCAUUUACAAUAAAUCCUAGGCUUCAAAGACAUUUUGCAGUUUUCGCGGUUAGUUUUCCUAAUUCAGAAUCCUUAACUACAAUUUACGCAUCAAUACUAUCUCAACAUUUGGCAAAUGUAGAGCACAGAUUUCCACUGUCCGUUACCGAUCUGUGUGGAAACAUAGUCCAAGCUACUUUACAGCUGCAUCACAGAUGUGCACAAGUUUUCCUUCCUACAGCUACAAAGUUCCAUUACAUUUUCAAUUUGCGCGACCUAUCCAAUUGUUUUCAAGGGCUGCUUUUUAGUGGGAAUGAAUGUCUUCAAGUACCAACAGAUUUUGUGAGAUUAUGGUUACACGAAACUCAAAGAGUUUACGGGGAUAAGCUCACUGACGAGAAAGAUAUAGAAAGCUUUAGCAAAUUACAAAUUGAUAUUUUAAAGAAGAACGUCGAAGAAAUCGACGAGGGGGCUAUUUUUGAAAAGCCUAAUAUAUACUGUCACUUUGCAGGAGGAGUAGGCGAACCAAAAUAUAUGCCCGUUAAAGACUGGGCUAGUCUACAUCGUUUAUUGACAGAAGCACUUGUUAGCUACAAUGAUUUAGUUGCGGCAAUGAAUCUUGUACUUUUCGAAGAUGCUAUGAUGCACGUCUGUAAAAUCAAUCGAAUUUUAGAAUCGCCUAGAGGUAGCGCGCUUCUAGUGGGUGUAGGUGGUUCAGGAAAGCAAAGCUUAUCUCGUUUGGCAGCUUUUAUAAGUUCUUUAGAAGUAUUCCAAAUACAAUUACGAAAAGGAUAUGGGGUAGCAGAUCUGAAAUUAGAACUUGCAUCUCUUUAUUCCAAGUCAGGGCUUAAGAAUCUAGGAAUAAUGUUUCUAAUGACGGACGCGCAAGUACCAAAUGAACAGUUUUUAGUUUUGAUAAACGAUAUGCUGGCAUCUGGAGAGAUUCCGGAUUUGUUUCCUGAAGAUGAAGUUGAAAACAUCAUUGCUGGUGUGCGCAACGAAGUAAAGGGAGCCGGAAUUUUAGAUACCAGAGAAAAUUGUUGGAAGUUUUUCAUCGAUAGAGUACGCCGUCAAUUGAGAGUAGUACUUUGCUUUUCACCAGUGGGUUCUACGCUAAGAGUUCGAUCACGGAAAUUUCCCGCAAUUAUAAAUUGCACGGCCAUUAACUGGUUCCAUGAAUGGCCUCAAGAAGCAUUGAUGUCUGUAUCGAAACGUUUCUUGCAAGAACUAAAUGAACUUCCCGAAACCUAUUUAGAAUCAGUGGCGAAGUUUAUGGCACAUGCGCAUACGACAGUAAAUUUAGCUAGUCGUCAGUACUUAGCCAGUGAACGACGUUAUAACUAUACUACACCAAAAUCUUUUCUUGAACAAAUUAGCCUGUAUACGAAGCUUCUGCAAAACAAAUCCAAGCAAUUAAAAGCUCGAGUGGAAAGAUUAGAAAACGGCUUGGCCAAACUGAAGUCUACAGCGGUUCAAGUCGAUGAACUGAAAAAGAAACUGGCCGUUCAAGAAGUCGAGUUGCAACAAAAGAAUGAAGCUGCUGAUGCUCUUAUAGCCAUUGUUGGCAUAGAAACCGAGAAAGUACAAAAGGAAAAGGCUCUUGCUGACGAAGAGGAGUUAAAAGUUGGCGUUAUCGCAGAAGAAGUUUUGAAAAAGCAAAAGGACUGCGAGGCUGAUUUAUUGAAAGCUGAGCCAGCACUAUUAGCCGCUCAAGAAGCUUUAAACACUUUAAAUAAAGCAAACCUAACGGAACUAAAGUCCUUCGGCUCACCACCUGGCGCAGUAACAAACGUAACCGCAGCAGUUAUGGUUUUAUUGGCACCUAAUGGAAAAGUCCCUAAAGAUAGGAGCUGGAAAGCUGCAAAAAUUGUGAUGGCAAAAGUUGAUGCUUUCCUAGACGCUCUAAUUAAUUAUGAUAAAGAAAAUAUCCAUCCCGAAGUCAUCAAAUCUAUUCAACCGUACUUGAAAGAUUCUGAAUUCGAACCUGAAUUCGUUAGAUCUAAAUCUGCAGCUGCAGCUGGUCUGUGUGCAUGGGUCAUAAAUAUAAUAAAAUUUUAUGAAGUUUUCUGCGAUGUAGAACCAAAACGAAAAGCUUUGGCUCAAGCAAAUGCUGAAUUAGCUGCUGCACAAGAUAAAUUAAGUGUCAUAAAGCGGAAAGUUACGUCUCUCGAGGAACAAUUAGCUAAACUGACUGCAGAUUUUGAGCAAGCUACAUCAGAAAAACUCAAGUGCCAACAAGAAGCUGAUGCAACAAAUGCAACAAUUGCACUUGCGAAUCGUUUAGUGGGUGGAUUAGCUUCAGAAAACGUUCGAUGGGCGGAUUCUGUUGCAAACCUCAUGCAACAAGCGUCGACAUUGCCCGGUGAUGUUUUAUUAGUAACAGCGUUUAUAUCGUAUGUCGGCUGCUUUACCAAACAAUUCCGAUUAGACCUGCUAAAUAAGCAGUGGCUACCGUUCUUGCGAAGCAUCGAGCCUGCUGUGCCAAUAACUGACGGACUCGAUCCAUUAUCUUUAUUAACAGACGAUACGCAAAUAGCCAAAUGGAAUAACGAGGGUUUGCCGAACGACAGAAUGUCCACUGAAAACGCGACAAUAUUAACUAAUUCAGAUCGCUGGCCUCUAAUGAUCGACCCGCAAUUACAAGGCAUCAAGUGGAUAAAACAAAAAUACGGUGAAAAUUUGCGUGUAAUUCGUUUGGGACAACGAGGGUAUCUAGACGUCAUAGAGCAAUCCUUGGCAUUGGGCGCUACCGUGCUUGUCGAAAAUAUAGGCGAAUUUGUCGACCCCGUGCUCGAUUCUUUGCUUGGCCGUAACUUAAUAAAAAAAGGUCGAGCCUUGAAAAUUGGGGACAAAGAGGUCGAAUAUAAUCCGAGUUUUCGUUUGAUCCUGCACACGAAACUGGCAAACCCUCAUUACAAGCCUGAAAUGCAAGCUCAGACAACCCUGAUUAAUUUCACCGUAACGAGAGACGGCUUAGAAGACCAACUUCUAGCAGAAGUAGUUAAAGCGGAACGACCAGAUCUCGAGGAAUUAAAGGCGGAUUUAACGAGACAGCAGAAUGAUUUUAAAAUCACACUGAACAGCCUCGAAGAUUCGCUUCUAUCCAAACUGUCGUCAGCUGGCAGCAAUGUAUUAGGCGAUACGGCUCUCGUGGAAAAUCUGGAAACUACCAAGAGGACGGCUGCCGAGGUCGAGCGUAAAGUCACGGAAGCUCGGGGCACUUCGCGCGAGAUUGACGCUGCCCGCGAGCUGUACCGAGCGGCAGCAGCUCGGGCUUCGCUUCUCUAUUUUAUUCUCAAUGACCUUAACACCAUCAAUCCCAUCUACCAGUUUUCGCUGAAGGCCUUCAGCGUCGUCUUUCAGAAGGCCGUGCUCAAGGCGGAUCCGGCACCCGAGGUGGGAGCUCGCGUCAAGAACCUCAUCGAGUGCAUCACGUACUCGGUCUUCAUGUACACGACUCGUGGCCUCUUCGAGUGCGACAAGCUCAUCUUUACCUCGCAGAUGGCCUUUCAGAUUCUUUUGGCUCGCGAGGAGAUAUCCGCUACUGAGUUGGACUUUUUAUUGAGAUUCCCCAUUACACCUCAUGUCACAUCGCCCGUGGAUUUUCUUACUAACACUAGCUGGGGUGGAAUACGUAGUCUCGCCUCCAGAGAUGAAUUUAGAAAUCUGGAUAGAGACAUUGAAAGCUCGCCAAAACGCUGGAAGAAGCUGGUCGAUUGCGAGUGCCCGGAACGUGAGAAGUUUCCACAAGAGUGGAAGAACAAAACAGCACUGCAGCGUUUGUGCAUGCUGAGAGCUCUGCGACCCGAUCGAAUGACUUACGCCAUCGCAGCUUUUAUAGAGGAGAAGUUGGGACCGAGAUACGUGGAGGGUAGAACGGUCGAGUUUGCCAAAUCUUUCGAGGAAACCAGUCCGUCUACGCCUAUCUUCUUUAUUCUCUCGCCUGGAGUUAAUCCGUUGAAGGACGUAGAGGAUUUAGGAAGACGUUUAGGAUUUACGUCAGACGCAACGAAUUUCCAUAACGUUUCUCUCGGUCAAGGACAAGAGAGUGUGGCCGAGUACGCGAUGGACGAGGCCUCGAAGAAGGGACACUGGGUGAUUUUGCAGAACAUACAUUUAGUCAAAAAAUGGCUUCCCCUUCUAGAGAAGAAGCUGGAAGUGGCUGCCGAGGGUUCUCACCUCGAUUACAGAGUUUUUAUGAGCGCGGAGCCUGCGAGCACUCCGGCUGGCCAUAUCAUACCGCAGGGGAUUUUAGAGUCGUCCAUCAAAAUAACGAACGAACCGCCCACGGGGAUGCAAGCCAAUUUGCACAAAGCUCUUGACAAUUUUACCCAAGACACUCUGGAGAUGUGCAGCAAGGAAGCAGAAUUCAAAGUCAUCUUGUUCUCUCUAUGCUACUUCCAUGCAGUUGUAGCUGAGAGAAGGAAAUUCGGACCACAGGGCUGGAAUAAAAUCUACCCCUUCAAUGUCGGCGAUCUGAACAUAAGCGUAAGCGUGUUGCACAACUAUUUGGAAGCAAGUCCGAAAAUUCCCUGGGAAGAUCUGAGAUACCUUUUCGGAGAAAUAAUGUACGGAGGCCAUAUAACGGAUGACUGGGACAGAAGACUCUGCGUUUCUUAUCUGGAAGAGCUUAUGCAACCUGAUCUCGUGGACGGCGAAUUGCACCUCGCUCCAGGUUUUCCCGCACCGCCUAACACCGACUUGGUUGGCUUUCACACGUACAUCGACGAAGUUUUACCGCCAGAAUCACCGUACCUGUACGGUUUACAUCCGAAUGCGGAAAUGGGAUUUCUAACAACGACUUCGGAAAACUUAUUUAGAACUGUCUUCGAAAUGCAGCCCAGGGACGCUGGAAGUUCUGGCGGACAAACUGUUACCAGAGAAGACAAGGUGAAACAAGUUUUGGACGAGAUCCUGGAGAAGCUUCCGGAGGAAUUCAACAUGGCCGAGAUAAUGGGCAAAGUUGAGGAGCGCACCCCCUACGUCAUCGUCGCUUUCCAAGAGUGCGAGAGAAUGAACUACUUGACGGGAGAGAUCAAGCGAUCACUUCGAGAAUUGGAUCUCGGUCUUAAAGGCGAACUGACCAUCACCUCGGACAUGGAAGAUCUGGAGAAUGCCUUGUUUCUGGAUCAGGUGCCCCAGACCUGGACCCAGAGAGCGUAUCCCUCGUUGCUGGGCCUGACCGCGUGGUUCGUCGAUCUGCUGCUCAGAAUACGUGAGCUGGAAACGUGGUCCACGGAUUUUGUGCUACCGGCUUCCGUCUGGUUAGCGGGUUUCUUUAAUCCGCAGUCUUUGUUGACAGCGAUAAUGCAAUCGACCGCCAGACGACACGAGCUUCCGCUCGAUAAAAUGUGCCUACAGUGCGAUGUCACGAAGAAGAACAAAGAGGAGUUUACAUCCGCUCCACGAGACGGUGCCUACGUCCACGGGAUUUUCAUGGAAGGUGCCAGAUGGGACGUACAAGCCGGUAUAAUCGUGGACUCCCGACCCAAGGAACUGUUCCCCGCGAUGCCUGUCAUCAACAUCCGCGCCAUCACCCAGGACAAACAGGAUCUGCGCAACAUGUACGAGUGCCCGGUGUACAAGACGCGUACGCGAGGCCCCACCUACGUCUGGACCUUCAAUCUCAAGACCAAGGACAAGCCGGCCAAGUGGACCCUGGCCGGCGUCGCCCUGCUGCUUCAGACUUAG
Molecule: messenger RNA, 14040 nt
Organism: Nasonia vitripennis (jewel wasp)
Lineage: Eukaryota; Metazoa; Arthropoda; Insecta; Hymenoptera; Pteromalidae
Gene: Dhc93AB
Product: dynein beta chain, ciliary
Exons: 36
Coding region: 499-14040 (4513 amino acids)
Biological process (GO): microtubule-based movement
Cellular component (GO): dynein complex
Molecular function (GO): ATP hydrolysis activity; dynein light intermediate chain binding; minus-end-directed microtubule motor activity
Source: RefSeq, a predicted model, not a curated record